This is a messenger RNA of Symsagittifera roscoffensis, 1393 nucleotides long. RefSeq lists its product as uncharacterized. The record is from RefSeq and is a predicted model, not a curated record. The transcript is spliced from 7 exons. Bases 253 to 1266 code for a protein of 337 amino acids. NCBI's taxonomy places the organism in Eukaryota, Metazoa, Xenacoelomorpha, Acoela, Convolutidae.
UAAUCAUGAAUAAUGUAUACAUUUGCAAAAAUUGUAUGGUGAAUAAUGCAUGUAUAUAAAUAUGCUAUAUCAAAAAUAAAACUCAUUUUAGUGUGUUUUCGAAUGUAAAAAACUGAUUAUACUCUUCAGAAAUUAUAAAGUGGAUCGAAUUUCCGUCAAUAAGAAUUACCUCAUCUGAAAUCGUGAAAUUGUUUCGUUGGCUAGCAAACAUUUACCCUGCCAGAGUGAUUGAGAGAGGGAGUGUGAGACUAGAUGAGCGUGAUCAAUCCCCCACCGAAGGACCAGUUAAGUCCAGAUGACAGUUUCUAUGACGGGGAAGUUCCCCAGGGCCUCGUUGGCACCCCCAGAUACAAUUCGGUGCCUAAGAGAUACGAGGAGACGAAACCAUUCUUCACCCAGAAACUAUCCCACAGGAACAUUCUAGAUAUUGGAGCGAAGUACCACGAGGAGUUGAUUAUGAAGUUGGAGAGUGAGAGGGCGGAGGCUGUGAGGGGGGAGAGGGAGAGGGCGGAGGCCGAGGCGGAGGAGAAGUUGCGGGGGGAGGUGGAGCGGCUGCACCAGUAUGCCAGACAGGACAGAGAGAGGGCUCUAAAGCAACUGCAGGCAAUGCACGACCAACAACUAACGGAGGAGAAAAUGAAGAUAGAAAGUCAGCUGAACCAGAUGUGGCAGGUCAAAUUGGAGGAGGUGGAGGAGGAAAAAGAUGCGGAGAUGAGGAAGGCGGUGGAGCGGACGAGGGAGGCAUGCAUGGCCCAGUUGGACCAGAUGGUACAGAAAGCCAGAGUGGAGGAGAGGAAAAAGGCCAAAGAAGAGCAGGAGGCCCUUAAGAGAAAGCAGGACGAGGCGGCUAGGAAGGAGCGGGAGGUGAUGUUGCGGGACAAGGAUAGUGCAAUGGGGAGGAUGAAGGAGUUGUUGCGGGAGGAAAAGGACUCUGCAGUGGCGGCUGCCAAGAUUCAGGAACAAAACAUGGCCAAAAGCGAACUGGCCACCAUCAUAUCCGCCCAGACACAGAAACUGAUGGAGGUGGAGGCUGAAGUUGAGAAGAGAGAAAUCGAGAUCAAAGAGAGGGAUGACGUCAUCAGCAGACUGGAGGGGGAGAGGGUGGAGCUGAUGGGGGAGUUGAAUGAACAGAAGUUGCGGCUGCAGUACUUCGUGGACAGUGUGAGUCACUUCGUGCCGGGGGAGAAUGAACACUUAGUGGACAAGAGGGGAACGAGGCCAUACAUUCCAGAUGUUACUCCGGUCAUAGAGGGCACAGACCGCUAACUUCAAUCUCAAACCAUUAACAACAAUAACAGCAACAAUACUGUUUUUUCUUGUGCUCAGGUUCAAAAAUACACCGGCAAAUACCCUAUUUUAUGUAAAUUAAUUGUUAAAAAUUAAAGCAUAAUGC